This is a messenger RNA of Bubalus bubalis (water buffalo), 1708 nucleotides long. Its product is annotated as UDP-glucuronosyltransferase 2A2. Lineage: Eukaryota; Metazoa; Chordata; Mammalia; Artiodactyla; Bovidae. The transcript is spliced from 6 exons. The record is from RefSeq and is a predicted model, not a curated record. The coding region runs from base 16 to 1686 and encodes 556 amino acids. Gene Ontology annotation, molecular function: UDP-glycosyltransferase activity.
UUUUUAACUUGAUCGAUGUCUAAAUUGCCACUUCAAUUUUGUGCCCAAAAAGCAUUCAGCCAUUGCAGAGCAGUGUGUGAGGGAGCUGCUAUCAUGAUGUCCAAGAAAUGGGUUUCAGCAAUUCUACUGCUGCAGCUCUGCUAUACUGGCUGUGGAUUCUGUGAGAAGGUCCUGGUGUGGCCCUGUGACAUGAGCCACUGGCUCAAUCUAAAGGUUAUUCUGGAGAAACUCAUGGAAAGAGGCCAUGAAGUGACUGUGUUGGUGUCUUCACAAAAUUUUCUCAUUGAGAACAACAAGCCUUCCACACUGAACUUCGAGAUGUUCUCAGUGCCGCAGGACAAAGAGACUGCUGAAGAUAGUCUAAACGAAUUUUUGAAUCUAUCUGUUAACGUCAUGCCAACAUUGUCACCCUGGCAAUCAGCAAAGAAACUUCAAGAUUUUUUCCUUCAAAUAAGCGCAGAUUUAAAACUUGUCUGUGAGAGUGUUGUCUACAACCAGACAAUCAUGAAGAAACUCCAGGACACCAACUAUAAUGUUAUGGUUAUAGACCCUGUGAUGCCCUGUGGAGAGCUGAUUGCUGAGAUUCUGGGAAUCCCUUUUGUGUACACACUAAGACUCUCUUUGGGUAGCACAAUGGAGAGAUACUGUGGGCAAAUUCCAUCUCCACCUUCCUACGUGCCUGUUGUCAUGGCAGCAUUACCAGACAAAAUGACCCUUCUGCAAAGGGUAAAAAAUUUAAUGUUUACCAUUUUCUUUGACUUCGGGCUCCAACAAUAUGACACUCAGCUUUGGGACCAGUUUUACAGUGAAGUAUUAGGAAGACCCACUACGCUAUGUGAGACUAUGGGGAAAGCAGAGAUUUGGCUCAUCAGGACAUACUGGGAUUUUGAAUUUCCUCGUCCAUACUUACCAAAUUUUGAGUUUGUAGGAGGAUUGCAUUGUAAACCGGCCAAACCACUACCUAAGGAAAUGGAAGAAUUUGUCCAAAGUUCGGGUGAAGAUGGUAUUGUGGUAUUUUCUCUGGGGUCAAUGAUCAAAAAUCUCACAGAAGAAAAAGCCAAUCGCAUUGCCUCAGCUCUUGCCCAGAUUCCACAAAAGGUUUUAUGGAGAUACAAAGGAAAGAAACCUGCCACGUUAGGAGCCAAUACUCGGCUCUAUGAUUGGAUACCACAGAAUGAUCUUCUUGGUCAUCCCAAAGCAAAAGCAUUUAUCACUCAUGGUGGGACCAAUGGGAUCUAUGAAGCUAUCUAUCAUGGGGUGCCUAUGGUGGGAGUCCCAAUGUUUGCUGAUCAGCCUGACAACAUUGCUCACAUGAAGGCCAAAGGAGCAGCUGUGGAAGUGAAUAUAAACACAAUGACAAGUGCAGAUUUGCUCAAUGCCUUGAGAACAGUCAUUAAUGAGCCUUCUUAUAAAGAGAAUGCUAUGAGGCUAAAAAGGAUUCACCAUGAUCAGCCUGUAAAGCCCCUGGACCGAGCAGUCUUCUGGAUUGAAUUUGUCAUGCGCCACAAAGGAGCCAAGCACCUGAGGCCAGCCGCCCACAACCUCACCUGGUACCAGUACCACUCUCUGGAUGUGAUUGGGUUCCUGCUGGCCUGUGUGGCAACAGCUGUAUUCUUGGUCACAAAGUGCUGUCUGUUUUCUUGUCGAAAAUUUGGUAAAACAGGAAAGAAGAAAAAAAGAGAAUAGAUCUUUCUAAGUUUGCCAAAGG